UUCAGUCCGGCUGCAGAAGGACCAGAGGAGCCGCCAACAUGCGGACUGAGAGCAGCGAGCUGCGGGCCGAUGAGCCGUCUCUCCGGGCUCUCAUGACGGGAGAAGCUUGGGGCUGAGUCCGCCUCUCCCCCCUCAAGGGACCCGGAUCAUCUCUCCGUCUCUCUCUCUCUCUGUCUGUCUGUCUGUCUGUCUGCCUGAAAGUUGGUGAGAAGUUUGGGAGCUCAGACUUGGAUAUCCUCCCUCAAACCCCGGGAACGGUCUCCUCAAGAUUUCAGCCUCUUUUUCUUCAGGCUUUAUUGGCGUUUUCGGCAUUGUUGUCGCUUUCUCGACGUUUGUCACGUUUUUCAACAUUUUUUCUGACAUUUCCGACACUUUCUUCAACGUUUUUUAUUUUUUUUCUGGAGCCGUUUUUUGGCAUUUUGUUCUCAUUAUUAUCUUGCCUAGCACUGCCUCCCUCCCGUGCCUUUAUGCCCCGGGCCGGUCCUGCGCAGGACUCUCUCCGUCCGAUGGAUAACUCGUGCUACCUGUGCGCGCUGUUUCUGCUCGCGCUCUGGAGGGAGGCAUGACGUGCCAACACUACUACCUCCUCCGGCCCAUUCCCAGCGAUACUCUGCCCGUUGUGGACCUACGGGAGGACCCGGACCCGGCGCUGGACCCCCGGGAGAAAGACCUGAACGACACGGAGCUCCGGAGCGCGCUGGGCAGCCACUUCGACCCGCUGUGCAUGUCGCUGUCCGCGCCGCCGCCGGAGGACAGGCACGCGCCCGGCGGGAGCGAGGAUGUAACCGAGGCGGAGCUGCGGCACAGGCUCUCCGGAGCCAUGCCCAAAGACAUCCGGGCCAUGGAGUUCGAGGUCCAGCACGGUCGGAAGCAGAAGGCGAGUAAGAAGCUGCGCCGGCGGCUGCAGCUGUGGCUGUGGUCGUACACCGGCUGCCCGGUAGUGUCCGCGUGGAGCGACCUGGGCAGCCGCUUCUGGCCGCGCUACCUGAAGGUGGGCAGCUGCUACAAUAAGCGCUCCUGUUCCAUCCCUGAAGGGAUGUUCUGCAAACCUGCCAAAUCCACUCAUUUAACGAUCCUGCGAUGGCACUGCCUGCAGAGGAAGGGGGGGCUGAAAUGCGCCUGGAUACCCGUUCAGUACCCCGUUAUAUCCGAGUGCAAAUGCUCGUGCCACAACUGAAAAUCCAAACUUUUUAAAAAAAACUUUUACUGAUUGUUUUCAGACAUUGAGGCUACGAGCCAUUUCAACUCUGAUGAG
This is a messenger RNA of Perca flavescens (yellow perch), 1255 nucleotides long. It is a transcript of the gene nog3, whose product is annotated as noggin 3. NCBI's taxonomy places the organism in Eukaryota, Metazoa, Chordata, Actinopteri, Perciformes, Percidae. The transcript has a single exon. Gene Ontology annotation, biological process: negative regulation of cell differentiation; dorsal/ventral pattern formation; negative regulation of BMP signaling pathway. The coding region runs from base 563 to 1177 and encodes 204 amino acids. The record is from RefSeq and is a predicted model, not a curated record.